This is a messenger RNA of Schistosoma turkestanicum, 522 nucleotides long. The record is from the annotation of a GenBank genome assembly. Lineage: Eukaryota; Metazoa; Platyhelminthes; Trematoda; Strigeidida; Schistosomatidae.
AUGGGAUUACCAUAUGGACCAUUUGCUGGAGAAGUUGAUUCACCUAAUGAACAAUCCAUUCGUAAUAUUAUUCAUUGUAACACACUGUCAACAGCACUGAUGACUAGUUUAGUUCUAUCGAAAAUGUUAACCCAAAAAGAGCUUAAUCCUGGUAUUAUUAAUAUUUCAUCUUAUGCUGGUUUAAAAAUAUUCCCUUAUGCUACAAUGUAUGCUGCCACGAAAGCAUUCACUUUACAAUUUUCCAAAUGUCUUGCAGCUGAAAAUUAUAAAAAACAAAUCACUAUACAAACAGUUUGUCCAUUGUCAAUAUCAACUAGUAUGACAAAUUUUCCAAAAACUACAUUUUUCAUUCCAACAGCUAAACAAUAUGUUAAAAAUGCAUUAGAUAUGUAUGGUGUAGAAUCACAAACUUAUGGUUAUAGUCGUCAUGAAUUAAAAGCUUACUUGUAUAAUCUAUUGCCUGCAUCAGUUUGGUUACAAAUGAUGAAAAGUCGUGGUGAUGCAACACGAAAAAAUCCUUAA